AUGAAGAAGUUCGAAUGGAAUGAAGAAUGUCAGAAAGCUUUUGAAGAAUUGAAAGUCUUUUUGACCAGCCCACCGUUACUCAGUCGGCCAAAGGCAGGAGAAAUUCUGUACUUGUACUUAUCAGCAGGUAAAGAAACGAUCGCAUCGGUACUAGUAAGAGAGGAAGAAGAAGAGCAGCUGCCCAUUUACUACUCCAGCAGAACGUUGAAAGGCGUAGAAUUAAACUACCCGACAAUUGACAAGUUGGCAUUAAUGGUGGUAGUAGCAGCGAAGAAGUUAAGGCCAUAUUUUCAAGGGCAUACGGUCAUCAUACGCACUAACCAACCUCUGAGGAAGGCAUUGCAGAGGCCAGAAACUUCGGGAAGGAUGGUUAGCUGGUCCGUCCAGUUGGGAGAACAUGAUAUACGAUAUGAGCCGAGGAAAACAUUGAAGGCGCAAGCACUCGCAGACUUUGUGGUAGAGAUGACGGAGAAACCAGACACUGAAGAACCCAGAGAAGCAAUUACUUGGAAUCUCUACGUAGAUGGAGCAUCUAAUGACCUCGGAGCGGGAGCAGGUGUUGUCUUGGAAGGACCAAUGGGAAUAACAAUCGAAUAUGCAGUACACUUGACAUUUAAAGCAACCAACAACAUGGCAGAAUACGAAGCUCUCAUAACAGGACUGUCAAUUGCGAAAGUAAUGAAAACCGAAGUCCUACGAGUCCAUAGCGAUUCCCAGUUAGUCACAGGACAAAUAGGAGGACAGUUCCAAGCAAAAGAGGCAAAGAUGGCGAAAUAUAUGGAGAAAGCAAAAGAACUCUUGAAUGACAUAGAGAGAUUUGGAGGAGAAUGGGAAAUUUGCCCCAUACCCAGAGAAGAGAACGCAGCCGCGGAUGCAAUCGCCAAAGCAGCAGCCGCAAAGAACCAGCGUUUCAGGGAGAUGAAAAUGACAGAGGAGCGUUCGACUUCUUCCGUAGAUACGGAGAAGGAAGUGUUACCUAUAGAAGAGGUGGACACCUGGAUGCAGAAACUACUGGCAUACCUAACAGAAGGCAUUCUGCCAGGGCAAACAGCUGAAGCCGCAAAGGUAGUUCGACAGUCAGCGUCGUACUCAGUCCUAGAAGGAGUACUCUACAGGGCAUCAGCUACGCACCCAUGGUCUCGAUGCCUGACCAAGACGGAGGGUCUAUAUGUUCUGCAGGAAAUCCAUGAGGGGAUCUGCGGAGCCCAUGAGGCAUCAGCAGCCCUGGUUAGGAAAUCAUCUUUACAAGGAUUCUACUGGUUAUCAAUGAAGAAGGAUGCAGAAGACCUAGUACUUAAAUGUGACAAGUGUCAGAAGUUCGGCGCAGUGAUACUGUUGGGUUUUAUUGGUUCAUAA
Messenger RNA from Mercurialis annua (annual mercury), 1356 nucleotides. RefSeq lists its product as uncharacterized. Bases 1 to 1356 code for a protein of 451 amino acids. The transcript has 2 exons. The record is from RefSeq and is a predicted model, not a curated record. Gene Ontology annotation, molecular function: nucleic acid binding; RNA-DNA hybrid ribonuclease activity. Lineage: Eukaryota; Viridiplantae; Streptophyta; Magnoliopsida; Malpighiales; Euphorbiaceae.